Molecule: messenger RNA, 977 nt
Organism: Lotus japonicus
Lineage: Eukaryota; Viridiplantae; Streptophyta; Magnoliopsida; Fabales; Fabaceae
Exons: 4
Coding region: 33-977 (314 amino acids)
Source: RefSeq, a predicted model, not a curated record
AGAAAUUCGCCAAGGCAUGGACAAAUCAUGUGAUGCACUUUGGAACAACAACAAGUAACAGGGCUGAGGGUGCACAUGCCAGUUUGAAGAAGAUGUUACGGGAUUGCAAGGGUGACCUGGCCACUUCAUGGGAUGCGUCGCAUAGUUUGACAUGUAAUCGACAUACUGAAAUAUUAGCAUCGUUUGAGCGCAGUAUUCACAGAAUUGAUCACAUUUUCAUGUUCCCAUUUUACACAAAUAUUAGAGGAUUUGUGUCAAACAAAUGCCUGCAGCUCAUCGACGAUGAACAUAUAAGAAUGAAGUCCUACGGCGGAUGCGAUUGCUUGUUGAGAGAGACUCAUGGACUACCUUGCGGUUGUGAACUUGCAGGUUAUGAAAGAAUUCCAUAUGAGUCAAUUCAUCCAUUCUGGAAGAGACUGAGUUGGGAGCAUGUACCUGAACCUGUUGCAGAUACUACCAGCAACCAUAUUUGCGGCAUGAACCAUGGAGAUAUGCAACCAGAAGUUGAGGCAUUGACACAUUAUUUCAGUUCUUUGGAUACUGGAGGGCAGAGUAUGGUAAGGAGGAAGCUUCAAGCGAUCUAUUGUCCUGAAAGCAGUUCACUUUGUACUCCUGCGGUUAAGAUAAGGUCCAAGCGCACUCUUAAGGCGAAUGAGAAAAUACCACCUAAGAAUAAAGCAAUAGGAUCCUUGACUCGUGAUCUUUCAGGUUUUGAACAUGUUGAUAGGGAGAUCAGAGAGGCAAAGAAGGUUUCACAACCACCAAAGAAGAAGAAGCGUGUGAAGAAGUCUGAUACAAGCUAUUUCAUGGGUCAUUUUCCAGCCUUUUUCCACCCAUAUAUACAAACAGUUCAGAAUGUUGAGGAUGAUGGUAACUGUGGCUAUAGAGUCGUUGCUGCAUUACUCGGACUACCAUCAGGUUCCAAGUGGUUUUCAUAUCCAUCUCCUCUACGGGUUGUUGGUCAUACCUUCCACUAA